AAUUCUUUUGAUCCACGCUAAAACAACCCCGUUUCUUCUGAUCGACAUGUAUCACCGUCUUCCGUCGUUAAUGGAGCCGUUUCUCCGGAGAGUCUCUGACCGUUGGCCAAUCAUCGCUCAGGCUGCCACGUGGACGGUGCUUCUCAUGUUCACUGUUGCUGUCGCUUCGUUUGCUCCGGAGAUGGCUUUUGUGUCGACGGUGUCGUCUUCGUGCGGAAGAGGAGAUGGGUUUGUGAAGAUUCCGAUGGAUUUUGCGGGGGAGAGUAUAUGCGUGCCGUCUAACAUGGUGAAGAGAUCACGUUUUGAUUUGUUUGUGCCUUCUAUUUUCGCGGCGGUUAUGGUCACGGCUUCGGCUUGUUUGAUCCGAUCGUGUAUUGGCACGGAGAAUGUGGAUGAUUUUUAAACACUUGUAAUUAUUUAUUAAUAAUUUUGUAUUCAGUUG
Messenger RNA from Arabidopsis arenosa, 442 nucleotides. The record is from the annotation of a GenBank genome assembly. Lineage: Eukaryota; Viridiplantae; Streptophyta; Magnoliopsida; Brassicales; Brassicaceae.